Gadus macrocephalus (Pacific cod) is the source of this 2423-nucleotide messenger RNA. RefSeq lists its product as uncharacterized. The record is from RefSeq and is a predicted model, not a curated record. The transcript is spliced from 2 exons. Lineage: Eukaryota; Metazoa; Chordata; Actinopteri; Gadiformes; Gadidae. The coding region runs from base 680 to 1708 and encodes 342 amino acids.
GCUUAUAGACCAAUUUUUUAUUUGUAAACAUUCGGAUGCGCGCGCAGGGUGGUGGCAGAAAACAGCGAAAGGGUAGUUAUUUAUAACGGCAAAAGGAUGCGCCACUCGGAUAAUAAUACAAGUAGCCUAGAUAGAUUUUUAAAAGAUUAUAGUUAAUAUUGAUUAGAUCUGAUUAGUAAAAUGUUUUCGACAUAUUUCAAUAGCCUGUCACCCAGUGAUAAACACUGUUAUUUAGCCAAAUUGACGUUAGUGGGCAGUGGGAUACGUCUUCCAGAUCCGUUUGCCAUAGCACCUUGUCAAUGGUUAAAUGAUGAAACGAAAUGGCCUAGCAUCCAGUGGCCAGAGAUUUAUAAUUACCUAAUCGAAACUCCAAGUGUAUAUACCCGGGAGAAGCUAAAAGCGUACAAGUCUCUGGAUGCUUACAAUUUUGUUCUGUGUGGUCAUGUCCAAGACAUACUAUGGCAUGAUUACAAUGUUCAAAACUUCGUUGUGAUGAAGACGGAGGUUCUGCCUAGCCAAAGACAGGGAAAGAAGACAGAAUUGUACAAGGCCUGGGUUAUCGUCAACAAGACCAACAACUGUAUUCUUACUGCGAACUGCACCUGUAUGGCUGGAACUGACAGAUGAAGACAUUGCGGAAUUGAAACUACUGGCACCUAACGCAGCUGUACUCACUACCAUGGAGCUCAGUGACACAGAUUCCGCAACAGAAUCUGACGCAGAGGCCGAAGACCUCCCAGAGCCACUAGUAGCUCUGUAUGAUGCCAAUCUGAGAUGCCUCUGCAAAAAUCAACUACAAGAGAGGAGUGAAGAGACUUUUGAAAAACUGAGGAAGGGGUUAACUAAUGAGCAGUGUGUAAACCUUGAGCUUACAACAAAAAAUCAGGCACAGUCUCAGGCCUGGCACACACACAGAAAUGGAAGGAUAACAAGCACAACCCUACAUCGUGUAUACACUGUAGUAACCGAAACAGCUAAACUAAACCUUGUAAAACAGGUAAUGCACUACAAUAAACAAGACUUGUCCCAUGUGCCAGCAGUACUUUGGGGAAGAGAUAUGGAGGACACAGCCAGAAGACAAUACACAGAAAUAAUGAAAGCACAACAUUCCAACUUUGAAGUGGAGCUUUGCGGUCUUGUUGUGCGGCCAGACAAACCACAUCUUGGGGCAUCGCCGGAUGGAAUAGCAAACUGUACCUGCUGUGGGAAAGCAACCCUAGAGAUUAAGUGUCCAUACAAAUACCGUGAUGGUCUUACAGGGAGUAGCGAGGACACACAGUUCUGCUUAGACAAAGCACUACAAUUAAAGAAGAAUCAUGGAUACUACCAUCAAGUUCAGCUACACAUGUUCGUAUGCAACACCCAGUACUGCGACUUUGUGGUUUGGACAAAGCAAGUUGUUGCUAUCAACCGCAUCACCAGAGAUGAAGAAAUGCUACAAGCAGUCCUGCCUAAAGCUGAAAAGUUCUUCAAACAGAGUAUUUUGCCUGAGCUGUUAACACGCAGCAUGGAUCCACUGAUGCAGUCACCUACAGUCUGCUCACACUGUCAAAGGCCAGACUUUGGAAUGAUGAUUGACUGUGCAAAGUGCAAGAACCAUUUCCACUACACAUGUGCCAGAGUAAGAAGAAAGGUUGUGGAUUGGUGUUGUGAACAGUGCAAAAAAAAAAAAGUCAGAAUGAAAUGUUCUUCGAAGCAAAUGAUUUAAUACAGUACUAAUAUUUUAAAUUUUAACACUUGAAUGUGCAAUUAAUUGUGUUGAUGACAAUAAACAGUUACUUACAGAAUAAAUCUAAAUUAAGCUAUUUUGGGACUAUACAUUUACAAAGGUUUGUUAGUGCUCCACAAACAAUCACUAUAUCAUCUAACAGGUCAACCUGUGUGAGUGGAAUAAUAGUUGUCAGAAUUUUAAAAUUUUUCCAUCUACCUAUUAUUCGUUCAAUGUGUAUUCUCACAUUAGACAAACGCCUUGAUAUGUCCACUUCUUGAGCAGAGAGCUGCUUUUUACCUUUGGUAAAGUGAGGGAUCCUAAGUGUGGCACCACGUGUGGCAAGCUCAUCUCUGAUGGUAAAACCCUGAUCUGCUAGUAUCUCAUCAUUAUGCUCUAGAAGGUCAUAAAAUCCAGACUCAGCUGUAAUUUGUUUGUCUGAAACUCGCCCACCCCAACCUGCCGACAGAAAAGAAAUGGCUCCUGAAGGUGACAUGCCAAUCAAAUAUUUAAUAGUGUUGUGGCUUUUAUAAUUCGAGUACGUCUGGGCUCUGGAGGUUAAAUUUGUGGGUCUAUUGAUAAAAAUUUCUGUACAGUCAAUAAUGCACCUGCAAUGUUUAUAUUUAGGUUUAAAACAUUUUGGCAUAUUCUUUAAUACUGCAUGCUUGCUUGGCCACUUUAUGAGAGGCUUUAAAGUCGCAGACAUAACAGGGAG